UGGCCUCCGCCGUGCACCCAACUCCGCCGUUCGCAGCUUCCCGACCAUGGCCGGGACCGUGGGCUCCGUCCGCUUCGCCUUCGUACUCCUCCUCGCCCUCUGCAGCCGGCCGACCGUCAGCCAGGACUGCAGCGGGCAGUGCCAGUGCGCCGCCGCGCCGGCGCCUCGCUGCCCUGCCGGCGUGAGCCUCGUGCUGGACGGCUGUGGCUGCUGCCGCGUCUGCGCCAAGCAGCUGGGUGAGCUGUGCACGGAGCGAGACCCCUGCGACCCACACAAGGGCCUCUUCUGCGACUUCGGCUCGCCGGCCAACCGCAAGAUCGGCGUAUGCACUGCCAAAGAUGGAGCCCCCUGCGUCUUCGGUGGCACGGUCUACCGGAGUGGAGAAUCCUUCCAGAGCAGCUGCAAAUAUCAGUGCACUUGCUUGGAUGGCGCCGUGGGCUGUGUGCCUCUGUGCAGCAUGGACGUCCGCCUGCCCAGCCCCGACUGCCCCUUCCCGAGGAGGGUCAAGCUGCCAGGGAAAUGCUGCGAGGAGUGGGUGUGUGAUGAACCCAAGGACCACACCGUGGUUGGCCCAGCCCUGGCCGCCUACCGACUGGAAGACACUUUUGGCCCAGACCCAACCAUGAUGCGAGCCAACUGCCUGGUCCAGACCACAGAGUGGAGUGCCUGUUCCAAGACCUGUGGGAUGGGCAUCUCCACCCGUGUUACCAAUGACAACGCCUUCUGCCGGCUGGAGAAGCAGAGCCGCCUGUGCAUGGUCAGGCCUUGCGAAGCCGACCUGGAAGACAGCAUUAAGAAGGGCAAAAAGUGCAUCCGCACCCCCAAAAUCUCCAAGCCUGUCAAGUUCGAGCUUUCUGGCUGCACCAGUGUGAAGUCCUACCGGGCUAAAUUCUGUGGAGUCUGCACCGAUGGCCGGUGCUGCACUCCCCACAGAACCACCACCCUGCCAGUGGAGUUCAAGUGUCCUGACGGGGAGGUCAUGAAGAAGAACAUGAUGUUCAUCAAGACCUGUGCCUGCCACUACAACUGUCCUGGGGACAAUGACAUCUUUGAGUCCCUGUACUACAGGAAGAUGUAUGGAGACAUGGCGUAAAGCCAGAGUGAGAGACGCGAACCCAUUCAUCAGACUGUCACUUGAACUGACUCACAUCUCAUUUUUUGUGUAAAAAUGAUUCAGUAGCACAAGUUAUUUAAAUGUUUUUCUAACUGAGGGAAACUAUUCCUACCGAAAUCAAAACAUUGUGCCAUGUCAGGCCAAUACUCUCAACCCCAGACACUGGUUUGAAGAAAGUUUAGACUUGACCAUGAGAUUUAAUAAGCACACAGCGCCAGAAUGUAUACAAAGGUGUGGCUUUAGGAGCACUGAGAGGUGCCAGUAGAAAAGCUAGGACCAUCAGAUGUCAACUGAAAGUACUGACACGCCUGCUAUUUGGAGUGUAAUUUGAGAAGGGAGAUUUUAGCAUGUUCGCUGACCUGCCUGUAGUUCCAGCGACAGCAAGCAUGUAUGGUCUAUACCCAUCAUGAGACUGAAUCAAGUUGUUUAAGUGGGAACAGCAGAUUCAGCUCUGACAUUCUGAUUCAAAAGAAUGUUCAGGAAUCAGAAUCCUGUCUAUUAGACUGGACAGCUUGUGGCAACUUGGUUUGCCGUAACAAGCCAGAAUUUUUUAUUGAUAUGUAAAUAUUGUGUGUGUGUAUAUUAUAUAUAUAUUUGUACAGUUAUCUAAGUUAAUUUAAAGUUGUUCGUACCUUUUUGUUUUAUUUUUAAGGCUUUGAUAUUUCAAAUGUUAGCCUCAAUUUCUCAACACCAUAAGUAGAACAUAAAGUUUGUCUUACAAUACAAAGCAUGGAAUGGAUACUCUUGGAAAAUCUGCUCAGAGUAACAGAUAACGUGCUGCGGGUGAGGCAGUGAUAUUCUAGGAAGUCUGAUUCCUGCUUAGGAAAUGUGGUAGCCUCCCUUACUGCACAAAUGGCUUUUAUUUAAAAAGGAGUCUGUGUUCUAGCUGAUCCAUUUUUGCACCUGAAAGCAUUUGUUUCUACUUAGACUAUGACUGGUUUGGGACAGUUGAUUUGUUGGAGAUUGUGACCAAAAGUUACAUGUUUGCACCUUUCUAGUUGAAAAUAAAGUAUAUAUUUUU
This is a messenger RNA of Ochotona curzoniae (black-lipped pika), 2135 nucleotides long. RefSeq names its product cellular communication network factor 2 (gene CCN2). The transcript has 5 exons. Gene Ontology annotation, molecular function: integrin binding; heparin binding. Gene Ontology annotation, biological process: cell adhesion; signal transduction. The record is from RefSeq and is a predicted model, not a curated record. Gene Ontology annotation, cellular component: extracellular matrix; extracellular region. Lineage: Eukaryota; Metazoa; Chordata; Mammalia; Lagomorpha; Ochotonidae. Bases 47 to 1093 code for a protein of 348 amino acids.